Molecule: messenger RNA, 1763 nt
Organism: Suricata suricatta (meerkat)
Lineage: Eukaryota; Metazoa; Chordata; Mammalia; Carnivora; Herpestidae
Gene: KRT8
Product: keratin 8
Exons: 9
Coding region: 82-1524 (480 amino acids)
Cellular component (GO): keratin filament
Source: RefSeq, a predicted model, not a curated record
AGCAGCUUCUUGGCUCCUUCUCGAACCUCAGUCAGGUUCAGCCUACUCGCUUCCACUCCGGCCUCCACUCUAGCCUCCACCAUGUCCAUCAGGGUGACCCAGAAGACCUACAAGGUGGCCGGCCCCCGGGCCUUCAGCAGCCGCUCCUACAGUAGUAUACCCAGUUCCCGCAUCAGCCUGCGGGGGGGCAUCGGCGGCAACCUCUGGGGUGGCCUGGGAAACAGCAGCAUAAGUAUGGCCGGGGGCUACGGCGGGGCCGGGGGUUUUGGGGGCAUCACACACGUCUCAGUGAACCAGAGCCUGCUGAACCCCCUUAAUCUGGAGGUGGACCCCAACUUCCAGGCUGUGCGCCUCCAGGAGAAAGAGCAGAUCAAGGUCCUCAACAACAAGUUUGCCUCCUUCAUCGACAAGGUACGGCACCUGGAGCAGCAGAACAAGAUUCUGGAGACCAAAUGGAGCCUCCUGCAGCAGCAGAAAACCUCUCGGAGCAACAUGGACAACAUGUUCGAGAGUUACAUCAACAACCUUCGGCGGCAGCUGGAAACCCUGGGCCAGGAGAAGCUGAAGCUGGAGGUGGAGCUUGGCAACAUGCAGGGCCUGGUGGAGGACUUCAAGACUAAGUACGAGCAGGAGAUCAAAGACCGUACAGACUUGGAGAAUGAUUUUGUCCUCAUCAAGAAGGAUGUGGACGAAGCUUACAUGAACAAGGUGGAGCUGGAGUCCCGCUUGGAAGGGCUGACCGAUGAGAUCAACUUCUUAAGGCACCUGUAUGAAGAGGAGAUCCGUGAGCUGCAGUCCCAGAUCUCGGAAACGUCUGUGGUGCUGUCCAUGGACAACAAUCGUUCCCUGGACCUGGAUAGUAUCAUUGCCGAGGUCAAGGCCCAGUACGAGGAAAUUGCCAACCGCAGCCGGGCUGAGGCUCAGACCUUGUACCAGAUCAAGUAUGAGGAGUUGCAGACAUUGGCUGGGAAGCAUGGGGAUGACCUCCGUCGCACGAAAACAGAGAUUUCUGAGAUGAACCGGAAUGUCAGCCGACUCCAGGCUGAGAUUGAGGCCCUCAAAAACCAGAGGGCUUCCCUGGAAGCCGCCAUCGCCGAUGCUGAGCAGCGCGGGGAGCUGGCCGUGAAGGAUGCCAGUGCUAAGGUGACUGAGCUGGAGGCCGCCCUGCAGCGAGCCAAGCAGGACAUGGCGCGGCAGCUGCGCGAGUACCAGGAGCUCAUGAAUGUCAAGCUGGCCCUGGACAUCGAGAUUGCCACCUACCGCAAGCUGCUGGAGGGCGAGGAGAGCCGGCUGGAAGCUGGGGUGCAGAAAAUGAGUAUCCACGCUAAGAUCAACCCCGGCUACAUAGGUGGCAUGGUCGCAGCUGGUGGGGACAUCAUGAACCCUGGCCUCAUGCAUGGCCUGAAUGCCUUUGGUUCUCCUCCCCAUAACCGUGUUAGCUCUGCAAAGGCUGUAGUGGUGAAGAAGAUUGAGACCCGUGAUGGGAAGCUGGUUUCUGAGUCGUCUGAUGUCCUGUCCAAGUGAACAACCACUGUAGUCUCUCCCAGCCUCCCACUCCCACGGCUGCCUAGAGCCUGUGGGGGAAGGAGCUGUGCAGGGGAGUGUUGGGAAUGGGAGGCCCACCUAACCCUCAGCCCCAGUCCUCUGCCUACCGUUAGUGGGAGUCCACUACCCUGGGUUCCCCUUCUUGCCCACUCCCCCAGCUAAAAGCCAAUUCAAGUGUCUUUUCCCAAAUAAAUCCUGAGAGGGUUCCACCAAUCCUA